Eutrema salsugineum is the source of this 852-nucleotide messenger RNA. RefSeq lists its product as uncharacterized. Bases 1 to 852 code for a protein of 283 amino acids. NCBI's taxonomy places the organism in Eukaryota, Viridiplantae, Streptophyta, Magnoliopsida, Brassicales, Brassicaceae. The record is from RefSeq and is a predicted model, not a curated record. Gene Ontology annotation, biological process: root development; shoot system development. The transcript has a single exon.
AUGUCGAAUAUGAUCAUCAAGAGUCAACUAAGAUCUAUAAGCUUACCUACAAGAUCGCAUCCGAGCACGAUCGGGAUCGAGGAAGCUCUUGACAAGGUUAAAGGGAUUAACACCACGACCGGUUCGUCAGAAUCAAUCUUGAUGGGUUUGGCUGGUUUGGAGGAGCUCUACAAUUGUACGGAGGAGUUUCUCAAAAUGGGUUCGACGCAACGUGUUAUGUCUUCUAAUGGAUCGGAGUUUAUGGAGGAGAUGCUCGAUGGGUCUUUGAGGCUAAUGGAUAUAUGCAGCGUCUCGAGGGAUCUCAUGGUGGAGACUCGCGAGCAUGUUCGCGUUGUUCAGUCAUAUGUUCGACGCAAGAAGGUAGCCGGAGGAGGAGGAGGAGACCAACUCGAUGUCGCUGUCUCAAGCUAUGUCGGAUUUAGAAAGAACAUGAGAAAAGAAGCUAAAAAACUUAUUGGAUCCUUGAAAAAAAUAGAUGGAGGGCCAUUUUCAUCAUCAUCGGCAAAUAAUGGCCAGCAAGAUGAAUGUCUUGUGGCCGUUAUAGAUGUGAUGAGGCAAGUAGUUUCCGUUAGUGUGUCGAUGUUGAAGUCGUUCUUGGACUUUUUGACGAGACGACAAAGUAACAUCAAGAGCAAGUUGGCUUCGGUACUAAAGAAAAAGAAGGAUCAUCAAGAGGAGACAAAUAACGAGCUGGAGAGUUUGGAUUCCGCUAUAUGCUACUCACGUGAUGACUUACAAAAUAAGCUUGAGGAGGUCGAGAGGAGUAUUGAUGGAUUCGAAAAGUAUCUAGAAGGUUUAUUUCGCAGGUUGAUAAGAACACGAACCUCGCUUCUCAACAUAAUCUCUCAUUAG